AUGUCGUCUACCGCUCCUCCUCCUACUCCGGUCGGUCCCGCCACCUUGAUCUCCGUCAAGGUGCAGCUCCACGAAAACAAUCGUCGCUUUAAGAUCCCCUUGGGCGAUCUGGGUCCCUCGGUGCUGCCCCAGAAGCUGCAGCAAUUGCUUGGCAUCCCGGCCGAUGACACCGUCAUCUUCGAGCGCUACUCGGACAGUGCCGGCUGCCAUAUCCUUCUGGAUCCCAGCAAUCCCGCCGUCUACAAACAGCUCUAUCGCGCCGCCAAGGCCAAAUUGAAGCUGCGCAUCAAGGCCACCGUUGCACCCUCGGAGGAAGAGGAAGAGGACGUCCCCGAACCCCAGAGCCCGCCUCGAUGCAACUACCUCGAGACCGUUCUGGGCUCGCCUGCCGAUCAGUCCCAACCUCGGGCCGAGUCCCAACCUCAGGCCGAGUUCCAGCCUCAGGCCCAGUCCCACCAGCGCGCCUUCGUGCUGAGCCAGGAUAGCCUGGCCGUGCCGAUAGUCCGCCACCACUCAGCUGACACGGGCAAUUAUUUCAUCGACUGCAACGCCUGCGGUCGCUCCAUCUCCGAUGAGCAUUACCACUGCAGCAUCUGUUUCGAUGGCGACUACGACCUCUGCCCGCCCUGUGUCACGUCCGGCGCCGCCUGUCCCGAUGAGGACCAUUGGUUGAUCCGUCGAUUCGUCAAGGAUGGCGUUGUCAUCAACAGCACCACCGAGACCAUCGGCUCGCAGAAGUCCGUGCCGGAGAUCACCCCGCAAGAGCCUUCUUCCCAGGUGAUUUCUUCGUUCCCAGGCGCCAUGAACGACCCGCCCGCUAAGCGCAUCUGCAAUUCGUGUGUCAAGGUAGAGCUAGAGGAAUCCCAUUUCGUCUCCUGUGAGGACUGUGAAGACCAUGAUCUGUGCAUCAACUGUCUGUUGAGAGAUGCCCACGGACACCACCCGGCCCACACGUUCACCUUGCUUGGUGACCAUCAAUUCAGUCUGCGGAACUUGGUGCUGUCCCGGUGCCAACCCGGCCGUCAUCGCCAGCACGCCGCCAUCUGCGACGGCUGUGAGAAACGCAUCGUGGGCGUCCGCCACAAGUGCCUCACGUGCCCCGACUGGGACUACUGCUCCGACUGCCACGCCAACGCCGCGCAGAGCCAUCGGGGUCACCGCUUUGUCCCCGUCUACGAGACGAUCGCCGAGCCGCCCGUGUCCCACGAGGUCCACUACGGCAUCUUCUGCGAUGGCCCACUGUGCAAGGGCCAGCCGUAUGCGAACUACAUCGCCGGCGUCCGAUACAAGUGCUCCGUGUGCUACGACCUCGAUCUGUGCGCCAAGUGUGAGGCCCUGCCGUCCAACUCGCACAACCGCACCCACCCCAUGGUCAUGCUCAAGACCCCCGUGCGCAACGUCACAGUCAGCACGGUCCACGACAACGCCCCGGGUGCACUGCCCGCCGCCCCGGCCAGUCGUCCCCAGCAGUCGACGUCGACCCAGGCCCCGACCCCGGCACCGGCACCGGCCCCCGCGGUGGCGGAAUCGCCGGUACUGCCGGUCUCUGAUGCGAUGGAUGUGGAGACCCGACUCCCGGCGCCGGAGAUCACUGCGCCGGAGACUGACUACCAGGCGGUCUUCGUCGCCGACACGGUUUUGGACGGCAGCACGAGGGCGCCCAACCAGGUGUUCCAGCAGGCCUGGACCCUGCGCAAUUCCGGUCCCCUCGCGUGGCCCGCGGGCACCGACGUCCGCUUCGUCGGGGGCGAUUCCAUGUUCAACGUCGACCUGGGUCAUGCCAUGAGUCUGUCGUCGAUGUCGGCGGCUAUGGAGACCAACAAGCUCACAGCCCCGGUGGCGCCCGGUGAGAGCGCCACGUUCACCGUCACCCUUAAGGCGCCCAGCCGCGUGGGCACGGCCAUCUCGUACUGGCGCCUGAAGCUGCCCAACGGCCUGCCGUUCGGGCAUCGCCUGUGGUGUGACAUCCAGGUGCGUGAGGAGGAAAUCCCCGUGGCGGUCGAGGCGGACAAGGCGCGCAGCGGCAGCCAGAUGAUCUUCCCCAAGUUGGAGAUGGAGUCCCCGGAGACGAGCACCCACGCGGAGACGGAGGCGGCUCCCACCGUCCCGUCCCAGCCCUCGGAACGGGACGUGUUGGAGGAGGUGGAGAGCUUGACGCUGGAUGAGGACACGGAGACGGACCUUCUGACGGACGACGAAUACGAUAUCUUGGAUGCCAGCGAUCAGGAGUACCUGGAUGCUAAAUCGGCCAGUGCAAACAAGAGAAGAGAAAAGAAAAUGCUCCGCUACCUCUCCCUCCUAGUAGCAGCUCUCGCAGCCCUCCUCUACACGCCCAUCUCCCGCAAUGUCACCGUGCUAGGCUUCUCGCGCGGGCCUCUGACCAGCCCCGUCAGAGCCCAAGGCGAGGGUUUCUACCGCAUCGAGGACACGAUGCAGUGCGAGGACCUGCACUACCAUGGACCCUCGGGCAAGAUCUUUGCCGCGUGCGAGGACUCCAUUCUCCCGCGUUUCGAGUGGUUCCCGCCUCUGGCGACGAUGAAUGGAGACGCGCAGACGAAGGGGUCGAUUCAUUUGAUUGAUCCGAAGACCAUGAAAUCCACCCGGCUGCAGUUCGAAAACUUCCCCGGCCCCUUCAUCACCCACGGCUUCGACAUCGUCGCCGACCCCUCCCAUCCCAACGCAGUCUACAUCCUCGCCGUGAACCACCUGCCCAACCCGGCCUACGCGCCCGAGUCCGACCUCCCCAAAGCCCGCUCGCAGAUCGAGGUCUUCCACCACGUGCUGGGCAGUUCGACUGCGCGGUUCGUGCGCUCCGUGCGUCACCCGCUCAUCACCACGCCUAACGAUGUCUACGCCGUCGCACCGGACAGCUUCUACGUCACGAACGACCAUGCGCACCGCGAGGGCCUACUCCGUCAUGUCGAGGACCUGGCGCCGUAUGUCGGGUGGACUAGUACCGUGCAUGUCCAGCUGGGUAGUCUUGCCUCUUCGGCGGAUGCCGAAGAUGAAGUCACCGCGCACACGGCGCUCACAGGACUAAAGAAUAACAACGGUCUGGGCCAUGGUGCCACCCCCGAUGAGAUCCUCGUCACGAGCGCCAUUGGCGGCGAGUUGUACCUCGCGAGUGCUUCAUCGGCUAAUCACACUAUCACCGUCGAGGAGACCAUCCCUAUCGACAGCACGAUCGAUAACCCCAGCUACUAUAAGGAUCCGAAGGGUGUCCCCGGCAACGAUGCCAGUGGCUAUGUGCUGGCUGGACUCCGCCGCGCUGCGGACUUGCCUGCUACCGUGCAUGAUCCGGAGGGUAAGGAGAGCGUGAUUGUGUGGCUGGUGCGUCGGAAUGAAUCGGCUAGCGCCUGGGAACAGCGUGUGCUGUUUGAGGAUGACGGGACGAACCUUCGCUCGGCUAGUGCGGCGGUGUUGGUUCCUGCUGAGUCUGGGAAGAAGGCGUGGCUGUUUGUGUCUGGGUUUAUUUCGGAGAGUGUGAUUGCUGUUGAGGUUGAUUUGUGA
This is a messenger RNA of Aspergillus campestris IBT 28561, 3510 nucleotides long. Its product is annotated as ZZ type zinc finger domain protein. The transcript has 6 exons. The coding region runs from base 1 to 3510 and encodes 1169 amino acids. Gene Ontology annotation, molecular function: zinc ion binding. The record is from RefSeq and is a predicted model, not a curated record. NCBI's taxonomy places the organism in Eukaryota, Fungi, Ascomycota, Eurotiomycetes, Eurotiales, Aspergillaceae.